AUCCAGCAGCCAGCAGCCAGCAGCAGCAUCUCCUUCCAACGCUUUCCAGACUCGACGGAUAUACCUACCGCAGUGGCACAGAUAGGAUCGGAUCGCUCACUCCGAUCGUAAUGUCCGUCCGUAACGUGACGUACGACGACUUUGACCCGGUGAUCGUCUACUCGAACCCGGCAGACUGGUCGACACCGAAUCCACAGGACAAUCCCGGCUGGUUCAAUGCUACGUCGGAUGUGACGGGGUCGAUCUGGCACCAGGCUACGUAUCACUCGACAGAAGUCGCUGGUACCAAGAUCUCGUUCAACUUUACAGGCACUGGUCUCUACGUCUAUGGAGGAUCAGGUCCGGAAUACGGCAACUAUACCCUGACCAUCGACCCAUCCAUUCCGACUCCGUUCAUCUACCCCGGUCAAGCCUACUCGCAACAGAACGGCACGGAUCGUUACCUCUUGUACGGGACGGAUGGUUUGGCCUAUGCGGAGCACGAGGUGGUCAUCGAGACGCAAGGAGGUAGAUUCCUGCUGGACUUAGUGGAAGUGGGCGGUCUGGAGUUCGGUGCCGAGGGGUUCGUCCUGCUCCGAUAAGACCUGUCCUGUUCACCGGAGGCUAGGCUGAUUGACUUUGAUCCCCCUUCGCAUUCCAUCAGUGCACAGCUACAAAACAUCACCCUGGACGACAAUAGUCCC
Molecule: messenger RNA, 683 nt
Organism: Filobasidium floriforme
Lineage: Eukaryota; Fungi; Basidiomycota; Tremellomycetes; Filobasidiales; Filobasidiaceae
Exons: 3
Coding region: 111-581 (156 amino acids)
Source: RefSeq, a predicted model, not a curated record